AUGCUCGCUCUACGACCAGCAACAACCAACUCUCAACAACCUGAUAAACACGCACAACCACAAGAAAAGCCUUCAAACUCUCAACCGCAGAUAAAGAACUCGCACACACCGGUGGCCGUGUCAGCGAACAUCUUACCCUGUCGAAUCCACCAUGACGGCCCAAUAGAAGUCUCGUCGAGGCACUGGAAUCCAGUAUUCGACGCAGCUACUGAGGAAAAACCGAGGACAUCAACAGUAUAUUUUCGCGGUCGAAAGCUUUGUGGUCGUUCUGUUCCUCUUCCAGAUAAGUACCAUGGCGUGGUAGUAACAAGACAGCCUCAGUGUGAAGAUCCUGUCCAACUCGUGGUGGGAGAUCAUGAUGAUGACGAAGCAGAAGAGAAGGAGGAACCCAUAUCCCAACUCGAGACAGUUGGGAUGUUUUCUACGAUUAUGGUUUGGGAGCAUGAGAAGGUUCCUACGGACGAGGACGUAUACGUUCGAUCCAUGGAAGAGUGGAUAUCAUUUGCACAUGCAAUGCACGACGAUGGAGCUAGAACUGAACCUCUUAAGAACUAA
Microsporum canis CBS 113480 is the source of this 555-nucleotide messenger RNA. RefSeq names its product RNA exonuclease 4. The coding region runs from base 1 to 555 and encodes 184 amino acids. Gene Ontology annotation, cellular component: ribonuclease H2 complex. The record is from RefSeq and is a predicted model, not a curated record. Gene Ontology annotation, biological process: RNA catabolic process. Lineage: Eukaryota; Fungi; Ascomycota; Eurotiomycetes; Onygenales; Arthrodermataceae. The transcript has 4 exons.